AUGGUUAGGACCAAAGGAUUAGGUCGUGCCUUAGGUCACGUUACUGGCAGAGGUGUGGGCAGAGGAGAUCGUGAUGAUUCCGAUGAUGCUCCACAGUGUCAAUGGCCUACCGCUUCCGCACAGAGGCAGCGAGUACCUGUGACUACGGCGCACGAUGAGCCAGUGCUCCCUGCGCCAGAUGUAGAAGUUGACGUAUUUCUGGAUGUCCUGAUGGCACCAGCUGAUGUAGAGGACACUGGGGCAGACAUUCCUGCAGACACAGGUGCGCAGGCUGCUGAGGAUGAGCAUGAGGGAUUUCUGGGUGGUCCAAGCGACCCAUCCAUGCUGACCCAGUAUGCGGAUCAUGUUGCUUGUAGCAUAUGGACGGGAGAGGAGUGUCCUGAGUUGAAGUUAUCCUCUCACGGGAGGAAGGUUCAUAGUUUAGGCAGGCCUGUCCCUACCAUUGAGGGACUAGUUGCUGGGACAGGACUAAGUCCUCUGAUCGCGUGUUCGGUAGACACCGGCAAUCGGGGACUGUUGUCCUCGUUUGUCGAGUGGUGGCACCGGGAGACGCCUAGUUUCCAUCUCCCUGUGGGAGAACUCACGAUCACGUUGGACGACAUCUCCUCGAUUCUACAUCUGCCCUUGGUUGGCGACUUGCAUGCCUUUCAGCCCUUGCACAUGGAUGAUGUGGUUCAGAUGCUGGUGGACUUAUUGAUGGUCUCUGCAGAGGCUGCCAGGGCAGAGACAGGGCAGUGUCGUGGACCGUACGUAUGCUUGCAAUGGUGCUGGAUUUACGAGCACUUUCCCUCAGUCACGGAGUCCAUUGCUGAUCAAGACUACGAUGAGGAUUCCCCGCAUGCAUAUGUUUGUUGGAUCCCGUAUGGGGAGCACCGAUCGGUUCGGGACUUCCAUUUGAUUUCAUGUUAUUUCGGUCUCCUGCGUUGGGGGCCUGUUGUUGUUUAUUACCGACCAGAGAGGGUCGUGCGGCAAUUUGGAUACACACAGACCAUUCCUGCUCCGCCUGUCGAUUCAUGGGUGUCGUAUGAUGAUAUACACGACAAGUGGAUGCACUACUCGGAUCAUAUCAUUCCAGCAGGUGAGGUGUGCACUGUGCCAGGUCAGUGUGCCAGUAACUACAUGGACUGGUUCUUCCGCAUCUCGCAUCCUUUCAUGACACCAGGCCACGCAUCAGAUCCUCUGUAG
Molecule: messenger RNA, 1185 nt
Organism: Glycine soja
Lineage: Eukaryota; Viridiplantae; Streptophyta; Magnoliopsida; Fabales; Fabaceae
Exons: 4
Coding region: 1-1185 (394 amino acids)
Biological process (GO): meristem maintenance; meristem development
Source: RefSeq, a predicted model, not a curated record